AUGAGAGGUUCUUAUAUUAGAGAUGGAUUUAAAUCUCAAUAUAGAUAUUCAAAUGGCUCAGAUAAUAAUAAAAUACAAAACUCUUUUAAUAGGAGAACAUAUUAUUCAAAAAAAAACAUAAAUAAAGAUAAAGGAGCAAUAUUUUGUCCACAUUAUACUUUAAGAGGAACAUGCCGUUUUAUAAAUGAUUGCAAAAAUUUACAUAAUUUAAAAUUAGUUGACACUUUUUUUUUGCAAAGAUCUUAUAUCGAUUGUGCGAUAAUAGUUCACGGUCCUAAUAAUGAAAUUUAUUUAUUUACUUCUGUUUCACCUUAUACUAUUAAUGUAUGGAUUUUUGUACCAGGAGAAGGAUCAAAAGAGAUUGACAUAAAACAUUUAAAAAAAAUAGAAUUUGAAUUAACAGAAGAAGAAGAAUCUUACUGUUACGAUAAAUUAAAAUAUAAUAAAAAAAAAAAAAAAAAAAAAAGAGUUCUAGCAUUAUUGUAUGCUGAAGAAUGUAUUUUCGCUGGUUUAGAUAAUGGAUUAAUAAAGAUUAUGCAUUUACCUUCAUCAGAUUCUUCUACUCUUUUUGCACAUAGCGAUGCUAUAUAUAGCAUUCUUUGUAUUGAUGGAAUAAUAAUUUCUUCAUGUGUAAAUGGAGAAGUAAAAUUUUGGAAAUAUCAAGAAUCAUAUUUAAGUUUUGUAACAAUUAAAAAAAUAGAAACAAAAACAAAAAUAUAUAAAAUGAUUGAAGUUAUUUCUCCUAAAUCUUUGAAUACAAAUAAUAGCAAUACGGAGGAUUCUAAAUAUAAUAGAACUUUAUGGGUAUGUGGUGAUAGUAUAACAAUUAUAAAUUUAUUAAAUUUACAAAUAGUAAAUAAAGUAAAAUGUAAAUAUGGGAAUGUAGUAUCUGUUAUUCAAUAUGACGCUAAUAUAAUUACAGCAAUGAGUGAAGGAAAAAUCAUUGCAUAUAAUUUAAGUGGUGAAGACCAUUUUGAAAUGAAUACUUUACCAAUUUAUUGUAUGACUGGAUUAACAAAUAAUAAAAAUAUGCCAAUAUUAAUUUAUGGUUCUACCAAAGCUUUGUAUACUUUUUCUUUACCACAAUUUAACCCAUUUGGUUAUUUAAGAGAUAGAGAAUCUAUAUCAUUAAAAUAUAAUUUAAAUGAUCCUGACUUUAUUUUAUCUUUAUCUGGUCCAUAUUUCAUUGUAAUUUUUUCAAAUGGUAAUUAA
Plasmodium gallinaceum is the source of this 1212-nucleotide messenger RNA. RefSeq names its product zinc finger (CCCH type) protein, putative. Lineage: Eukaryota; Apicomplexa; Aconoidasida; Haemosporida; Plasmodiidae. The transcript is spliced from 4 exons. The record is from RefSeq and is a predicted model, not a curated record. Gene Ontology annotation, molecular function: protein binding; metal ion binding. The coding region runs from base 1 to 1212 and encodes 403 amino acids.